AUGUUCACCAAAGUUUUUUUAAUUGUCGUGGCUGCGGCAGCGGUUGGUGCUCAAGACCACCACCACCACGAGCACCACCACGCCUCCUCCUCACAGACCAUCAAACAGUACCACGAAAAAGCUACUGAGAAACACGUCGAAUACUAUUCUCACCCCAAGUAUGAGUUCGCGUACAAAGUGGAGGACCCUCACACCGGUGACAAGAAGUACCAGCACGAGGCGCGCGACGGUGACAUCGUGAAGGGCGUGUACAGUCUGCACGAGCCCGACGGUACUGUCAGGAUCGUCGAGUACCACGCUGACAAGAAGACUGGGUUCAACGCUAAUGUAAAACGCGAGGGUCACGCCAAACACAUUGCUCCUGAACACCACCACCACCACUGA
This is a messenger RNA of Spodoptera exigua (beet armyworm), 384 nucleotides long. The record is from the annotation of a GenBank genome assembly. Lineage: Eukaryota; Metazoa; Arthropoda; Insecta; Lepidoptera; Noctuidae.